CCCCACGCUCAUUGGGUGGCUCCCUGCGGGGAGCCCCGUCACGUCACGGGCUGCCCCGCCCUAGGCCGGCCCCGGAGGGCGGCGGAGACGCUGCGGGGGACGGCGCUGCGGCGGGGACCCGGCGGCGAGCACACGCGCGGCAGCUGCCCCGGCCCUAUGGAGGAGAGCCAGCCCUUGCUGUCCGGGGGCCGUAGCCCCCGCGCCUCGGCCUCGGGUCCCCCGGGCGAGGUGCUGGGAGGCCCCGGCCCCGAGCCCGCCCCCCGCUCUGCCCACUCGUACGGCGGCGCUCCAGGCCGGCCAGCCGCCCCGCAGGACCUCUGCAUCGACCAGGCCGUGGUGCUCAUCGAGGACGCCAUCCAGUACCGCUCCAUCAACCACCGCAUGGACGCCGCGUCGCUGGCGCUGUACCGCUGGUACUACUCCCGGCUGUGCCAGGGGUUCUUGGGCUUCGCCAUCUUCCUGAUCCUGAUUCUGGCCUUCGUGGAGGUCCCGUCGUCCCUGACGGUCACCUCGGACGUGCGCUUCCGCCGGGCGCCCUGGCAGCCUCCCUGCGGCCUCACCGAGAGCGUGGAGCUGCUCUGCCUCCUCGUCUUCCUGGCCGAUGUGUCCGUGAAGAGCUACCUCAUCGGCUGGGGGGAGUUCCGGAAGACCCCCUGGCUGUGGGCCUACCUGCUGGCGCUGGCCCUGUCUCUGGCCGACUGGACCGUGUCGCUGAGCCUGGCCUGCCGGGAGACGCUGCGCAUCCGCCGGCUCCUGCGGCCCUUCUUCCUCCUCCAGAACUCGUCCAUGAUGAAGAAGACGUUCAAGUGCAUCAAGCGGACGCUGCCGGAGAUGGCCAGCGUGGCGCUGCUGCUGGCCCUGCACCUGUGCCUCUUCACCAUGCUGGGGAUGCUGCUGUUCAUGCGGGACAAGGACGAGCAGAAGGACGAGGAGCGGCAGCUCUACUUCCCGAACCUGCCCGAGUCCCUCACUUCCCUCCUGGUCCUGCUGACCACAGCCAACAACCCCGACGUCAUGGUUCCUGCCUAUUCCAAGAACCGGGCCUACUCCCUCUUCUUCAUCGCCUUCACCGUCAUUGGAAGUCUGUUUCUGAUGAACCUGCUGACCGCCAUCAUCUACAACCAGUUCCGGGGCUACCUGUUGGAGGCCAUCCAGGCCUCGUACUUCCGGAGGCGCCUGGGCAUCCGAGCGGCGUUCGAGGUCCUUCGCACCCUGGAGGGGGCAGAAAUCCGUCCUCUGGUAGUCGGGGUGAAGCCCGAGACGUUCCUCCAGGUGAUCCGGAAAGUGAAGAUGAGCCUUUACUGCAAGGAGGCCAUCGUGGAGGCCGUCCGAUCCCUGCCCGGCGGCCUCCUGUCCGCCGACCAGUUUCAGAGCGUCUUUGAGGAGCUGGACAGAGACACGGUCGAGGAGCACCCGCCCUGGCCCGAGUACCGCUCCCGCCUCCUGCAGCGCGCUCAGGCUCUCUUCGGCCAUCGCUACUUCGACUACUUGGGGAACUUGGUCGCCUUCGGAAACAUCAUUUCCAUUUGUGUGUUCCUGGUGAGGGACGCGGACAAGUUGCCCAGCGAGCGGGACGACUCCGUCUUGGGGGUCCUGAACUGCUUCUUCAUCCUGUACUACGUGCUGGAGCUGCUGCUGAAGGUGGCGGCUCUGGGCCCGCGCGGCUACCUCUCCUUCCCCAGCAACGUCUUCGACGGGAUCCUCACCGCCGUCCUGCUGGUCCUGCAGAUCUCCGUCCUGGCCGUGUACCACUUUCCUCGCCUGGGCUGGAAGCCCGAGACGCUGGGCCUCCUGACUCUGUGGGACGCGGCCAGGCUGGUGAACAUGUUCAUCGUGUUCCGCUUCCUCCGGAUCAUCCCAAACGUGAAGCUCCUGUCCCUGGUGGCCGAGACCCUCCUGGACUUGGUCAGGAACAUGCGGGCCUUCGCGGGGAUCCUGGUGGUGGUUUACUACGUCUUUGCCAUCGUGGGCAUCAGCCUUUUCCAGGGAGCCAUCCAGCCCCCUCCGAGGAAUGACAGCCAGAGUGUGGACCCGCCGUGCGGCACCUUCGAGCAGCUCCAGUACUGGCCCAACAACUUCGACGACUUUGCUGCCGCCCUGGUGACCCUCUGGGACGUGAUGGUGGUCAACAACUGGCAGGUCUUCAUGGACGUCUACACGCGCGACUCCAGCCUGUGGUCGAAGCUGUACUUCGUGGCGUGGUGGCUCGUGUCCUCCGUGGUCUGGAUGAACCUCUUCGUGGCUCUGAUCCUGGAGAACUUCAUUCACAAGUGGGACCGCCGAGGCCAGCCGCAGCCGGUGCUCGGGGCGUGCCGGGCGACGUACCAGACCACGGUGGAGCUCAUGUUCAGGGACGUCCUGGAGGAGCCCACCGAGGAGCAGCUGCUGGAGAAGCUGGUGCGGCACCCCCACCUCCACCUGUGCCGGUGACGGCGCGGCGGCCCGGCGCGCUCCCAAGCCGGCAGGAGGGUCUGGGGUCCCCCUGGGGAGGACUGAAGCUCGGGGGGUCUCGGACGGUGCCUUGAAGUUCUGGUGCGCGAAUGGCCGGCGGAGCUCACGCGAAGGUGCCUCGGGGGGCGCCCCGUGAUGCCGCCUCUUUGGGGCGCCACAGCGGACACCCGCAGGCCCGGCCCGGCCCGCCUGGCGUCUGCACGCGGCCUGGUGUGACCUGGCCGGGGCUUUAGGGCGUAUUUCGGCCCCCCCCCCCCCCCCCCCGCUGGUCCGUCUGUCCAGGACAAAGAAAGCUGCUGGUGUUGGUUGGAGCUUCUGUGUCUGCCUCUGACGGGACCCUGGAAGGGGCGGCCCCGCCGGGCCUGGCAAUUAAGCCCCUUUGGGGUUUGGGGGUGGCACAAGGGGCUCAAAUUGCCCCCCGUCCAUGCAGAGUCGGCCCUCGCCAGGACGCUGAGGAUGGGGGGCUUCUCGGUUCUUCCCUUCCCUGUUGGCACAGCCCUGCCGGAUUCCUCCUGCCCCCCGGGUACCCUCCUGCCCCCCGGGUACCCUCCUGCCCCCCGGGUACCCUCCUGCCCCCCCAGGUGCCCUCCUUCCCCCCAGGGUACCCUCCUGCCCCCCCAGGUGCCCUCCUGCCCCCUGGGUA
Messenger RNA from Monodelphis domestica (gray short-tailed opossum), 3094 nucleotides. RefSeq names its product two pore segment channel 2 (gene TPCN2). Gene Ontology annotation, molecular function: ligand-gated sodium channel activity; intracellularly phosphatidylinositol-3,5-bisphosphate-gated monatomic cation channel activity; voltage-gated channel activity. NCBI's taxonomy places the organism in Eukaryota, Metazoa, Chordata, Mammalia, Didelphimorphia, Didelphidae. The record is from RefSeq and is a predicted model, not a curated record. Gene Ontology annotation, biological process: monoatomic ion transport; calcium-mediated signaling; transmembrane transport. Gene Ontology annotation, cellular component: lysosomal membrane.